This is a messenger RNA of Fusarium musae, 468 nucleotides long. It is a transcript of the gene COF1, whose product is annotated as cofilin. Gene Ontology annotation, cellular component: actin cortical patch; cytoplasm; actin cytoskeleton. Gene Ontology annotation, biological process: actin filament severing; cell motility; actin filament depolymerization. Gene Ontology annotation, molecular function: actin filament binding. Bases 1 to 468 code for a protein of 155 amino acids. The record is from RefSeq and is a predicted model, not a curated record. NCBI's taxonomy places the organism in Eukaryota, Fungi, Ascomycota, Sordariomycetes, Hypocreales, Nectriaceae. The transcript has 5 exons.
AUGACGAGUUUACGACAAGGUGCCACCGUUUCGCAGGACUGCAUAACUGCCUUUAACGACCUGAAGCUUAACAAGAAGUACAAGUACAUCGUCUACAAGCUUUCCGACGACUACAAGGAGAUCGUUGUCGAGCACGCCUCCGACAACAGCGACUGGGAGGACUUCCGUGAGAAGCUCGUCAACGCUACCUCCAAGAGCCGAACUGGCGCUGUUGGCAAGGGUCCCCGUUACGCCGUCUAUGACUUCGAGUACAGCCUGGCCUCUGGCGAUGGUAUCCGAAACAAGAUCACCUUUAUCGCCUGGUCUCCCGAUGAUGCCGGUAUCCAGCCCAAGAUGAUCUACGCUUCCUCCAAGGAGGCUCUUAAGCGAUCGCUCACUGGCAUUGCCACCGAGCUUCAGGCUAACGACACUGAUGACAUUGAAUACGACUCCAUCCUCAAGACCGUCAGCAAGGGUCUUGCUGGUUAA